Molecule: messenger RNA, 2050 nt
Organism: Nicrophorus vespilloides
Lineage: Eukaryota; Metazoa; Arthropoda; Insecta; Coleoptera; Silphidae
Product: fasciclin-1-like
Exons: 4
Coding region: 244-1731 (495 amino acids)
Source: RefSeq, a predicted model, not a curated record
AGCGGCGAUAUGGAAGAGGCAGAUCUCCGGGAUCGCGGAAUGCUGAUGGUGUCGUCGAGCUCCACUCUUUGAAGGUGUACCCAGAUGAUAAAUAGGAUUGUUUGAGCGUGUAGUAUAUCAAGAGGCACGCGACUCGCUCUCGAUUAUUUAGUCCUUGGAUCGAAUUGCAAUUAAAUGCAAUUCGAACGGAACCGGCGGACGCUUAUAAAGAAAUCCCAGUUUUGCCGGAGAUGAGCUAACGGUAUGUUAGUGCAAAGCCUACUCAACGUCAUCAUCCUGAUCAGUUGUGCGAAAGCAUGGCCGAACAUGAUCCAAAAGCUCGCGUUCGAGAAAGACCUAUCGCAGUUCUACUCAAUGCUAGUGGACAAUCGGUACGCAAAGUCCAGUUUGAGCUACCGGGAAUUGACGAUCUUCGCUCCAACCAAUAAGGCUUUCAAGAACUUCAAUGGAACGAUUACACCUAAUUUGGUUUUGUACCAUGUAGUUCCAAUGGCCAGGACUUUGGAGAACUUGCACGAAGCUUCGUUAGAUCCGAUCUUAGAAGAACAUCCACCUUUGUGGAUCAACAACGAUGGUAAAAACAUAUUCAUCAAUAACGCCAGACUUCUGUUCAACGCGUCCAAUUUCAUCAUCCGAACCAGAGCGGAUCUUUACGGAAAAACCCAAGUAUUGCACGUGAUCGAUGAAGUAUUAACGCCAAUGAACGGAAUAGCUGUGAAGCCUACAGCUUACGAUUUCUUGGUGCAACCGCGCUUCUGGCAGUUCGUUCCGCACACUUUCGGUGGAUUCUACAAGAAGGUGGUGCAGAAUCGCGCUCAACAUCUGUUCAAAAGCGAUUUCGGAAACACCUUCUUUUUGCCGGCCGAUCAAUUCAUCUUCCAAAACACUUUAUCGCGAAUCGACAGGGAUACAAUAGAAACGCAUAUAAUACCAAAGAAGAUCAUUUUCACGCGCUCCGCCAAAGACGAGUUUUCUUACACAACCAAAGGUUCCGAUAAGGAGUUUUACGAUACCAUAGAGUUUCUGGAUGGGCACGUGAGGAUCACGAGGGUUUCGCGGAAGACCCAUCAAAUAACUAACAGCAAGACGGUGCAAAUUCUAGCUGCAAAUAUCCCGGUGAGGAAUGGCGUUGUGCACGUUGUUAAAGAACCUUUGGGGCUUUACGAUAGGCGCUUAACGAAGUUCCCGUAUCUGCCGUUAAUGUAUAAGCUGCAAAACGAUCCAACGUUGAACAUAAGCAAUUUUUUGUUUGAGAAAACGAAAAUAAUCGAUUUGCUGGAUGAUUAUAGCAAUGCUACACUCUUCAUACCAAACGAUCACGCUUGGACAAUGGUUGCUGAAAAUUUGGGUGUCAAUGUAACGCUUUUAUCGUCACCCGUUUUCCUCGACAGAGCCAAAAUCAUAAUGCGCAGACACAUAGCUAUGGGUGAAUAUUUCAGUUUGCAACGUCUGGUGGACAUCACCAACAAUUUGCGAAACAGGGAAGUCAUCAUUGACGUGGGCGUAACGAAACUGUUGAUCAAAGUCGCCAAAAUCGAUGGGAACGCUUACAUAUUUUGGGGCAAAAGCAUCAUUAAGAUUCUUCGGCCCGACUACGAAUGCACUAACGGCGUCAUUCACAUCAUCGAUUCUCCGUUCGUUUUCGAGGAGGAAUUAAUCGACCUGCCACUAGACACACCGACAAACUACUUAAAAGGCGCCUGGAAAAUGCUCAAACUUAUGCUAAUCUGAAUCGAUAGUCGUUUUUUUUUAGUUCUACGUAGUUAUUAAGUGAAGAAGCUUACGUCGUUCGAGUUGUUGGCCCUGAACAGGUAGCAGUAUAGGAGUUGCUCCGCAUCGUCCCUUAAAAGAUAGAGGAAAGUACUUGGAUUUUGAUCCGCUUGCGAGAAGCGUGUCAUCAGGGACACUCUGUGAGCGAACUGGAUCUCAAAGUCCGCGUUGUAAGCCUGAAGUUGUCCAUCCUCGACGCCCAAACUCAACUGCAACAAAUAAACAAUACAAAAUAAAACACUGUAACCUGAGCUAAAUAAACUUAUAUUUUUUUUGUUGA